Closterium sp. Naga37s-1 is the source of this 873-nucleotide messenger RNA. Lineage: Eukaryota; Viridiplantae; Streptophyta; Zygnematophyceae; Desmidiales; Closteriaceae. The record is from the annotation of a GenBank genome assembly.
AUGGGGCCGCUGAUUGACGUGGUGAAAGAGGCGGUGCUGGCAGCGGUGAGAGAGGAGCUGGCUGCACACAAGGAGGAGGUGGAUGAGCUGCGGCACAUGUUGAAAGCAGUGGAGGAGAGGAAUGGGGUGAUUGCUGCUACGAUGGAGGAGAAGGAGAGGGAGCUGGUAGUUGUGAAGGGGGAGUUGGCAACAACAAAAAAGGAGUUGGCUGAGCACAAGCAGUCAACUAAGUUGCAGUUGGAGGAGGUUGAGGAAAAACGAGUGGCAGAGAUGAAGGAUAUGAGAAGGCAGGUGGAGGAGGGGGAGAGGGAGCUGGCGGAACACAAGGAGGCUGUGAAAGAGAAAUGGGAUGUGGCUGAGAGUAAAAAGGAUUUGGAUCUGAGAGAGCUGAAGGAUGAAAUGCGAGCGGAGUUCGCAAGGGAGAGGGAGGAGAGGAGGAAGGAGGUGCGGGGGUUGAAUUGGCCACGUGCCAUGGAGGAAUUGGCAGCCUGCAAGGAAUGGCAGAUGAUACAAGACGUGAAGUCGAAUAUUGAUUUGGAAAUCCAGCAGAGCGAUGGCAUUUGGAAGGUUGCAUGCCAGGUGGGUGCCUCCCUUCCCCGCUCCAUUCUCACUGUGCAUUCAGCCAGUUGUCCUGAUGCCAUUGCUGUUGCCACUGCCGCUGCUACAGCUGCUUUUGGUGCUUCUAUCCACAUACUGCCCCCCCAAGCGGUCCUCAGAGGAAGGCGAGGCACUGCUGUGGAAGGCACAGGAGGAGGUGCAGCAGCUAAGACACUCCUAGCACUCAAACCCAUGCCUCACAACCCUCCUUUCUGCUCCCCUGCCCUUCGCCCCUCACCUGUGCAAUUCCACCACGCGCCGCCUGCCAACAAUUGA